Messenger RNA from Gryllus bimaculatus (two-spotted cricket), 3212 nucleotides. NCBI's taxonomy places the organism in Eukaryota, Metazoa, Arthropoda, Insecta, Orthoptera, Gryllidae. The record is from the annotation of a GenBank genome assembly.
CCAAUGAUGUUAACUUUCGAAGAGCGCGCUUGCGCAGUUGUCGCAUUACGUCAUGAUAAAGAAAGCAACUGAAGGAAAGAACAAAGACAGUCGAGCUUCCACAACACCGCAAUUUUCGGGACACGACAGGCAGCAAACAGGCAGGUUAAGUAUUCUGUGGAAUUGUUUGGUAAUUCAUUCGUGGUUGUGGAAAUUGCGGGUGCUGACGUUUGAAAGAACAGUUUAAGAGGAGAAUUUGUAUAUUUUAUAAGAACAUUCUUGAACAAUGAGCGUUAAACAUCUGAGUAUUGGAUCCACAAAUCCCCCUUUGCAAAGGGGAAAGUGGCGGCUUUACAGCAUGAGGUUUUGCCCGUAUGCCCAACGGGUUCACUUAGUACUGGACGCCAAAAAGAUUCCUUAUGAUGUGGUGUACAUAAAUCUAACAGAAAAACCAGAGUGGAUUUACGACAAAAGCCCCCAGGGAAAAGUUCCUGUGAUUGAAUGCGAUGGUGAAACACUAUAUGAAAGUUUGGUGAUAGCAGAUUUUUUAGAUGAAAAAUAUCAAGGCAGGCCUUUGUAUCCCAAGGACUUGGUUAAGAAAGCAAAAGACAAAAUUUUAAUUGAACAUUUUCAUUCGGUGAUUGGAUCCUUGUAUAAAAUAAGCAAAUUCAAUGCCAGCUCAGAAGAGUAUUUAGAUGAUUUCUUAGCGGGAUUGGAUGUUUAUGAGGCAGAACUAGUAAAGAGGGGAAAGCCGUUCUUUGGAGGAGAUAAACCAGGCAUGGUUGAUUACAUGAUCUGGCCGUGGUGUGAACGUGCUGACAUGCUUAAAAUUGUAGGUGGUGAUAAAUUUGUUUUGCCGAAGGAACGAUUCAGACGUUUGAUGGAAUGGCGACAAGCAAUGAAAGAUGAUGAUGCUGUGAAGGCUAGUUAUUUGGAACCCACUAUACAUGCCCAGUACUUGAAGUCUUUCAGAGCUGGUUAUCCAGAUUAUGAUUCUAUUCUGAACAAAUGAAUGGAGACCUGAAUUUUUGUAUUUUUCUACAUUCUUAGUCAUUCUUAAAGACAAAAUCAUUGGUGUUGUGUAUAAAAUUUAUUUAUACUUCCGAAAUUGAUUUGUUUGAUUAGAUGGUAUCAUUGCAUUUAUUUAAUUUUAUUCAUCUCAUAUCGGGUUAUAUCAUAGUACAAAAUAAGAUAAUUUCAAGUUAAUUCCAUGCAAGCUAGUCGGGCAUCUACAAUUAGAUUGUUUCUGCUGCGAUACAUAUAAGAUAAGUGUUUGGUGCUAAGUUAGAAUUGCAUCAAGGGAUAUUUUCUUGAUUAAAUUCUAUGGCAGGAUCUGCAAUUUCAGCAAAGUUGUGCAGUGUUUUACAUAUGGUGUGACAAUUUGUAGGUGCUGCAAUCUGCCUGGCCUGAAUUGAUUUGAACUUGGGUGAAUCUGCAUUUUCAUGGCCAAAAUAUAUGAUGACAUUUACUAAUGUUAUUUGCUAAUGAAUUAAUAUAUUCAUUGUUUGAAUGAGUAUCACAUUGCCUAAUGACUCUAAAUGUACAUAGUACAAGAUACUACUUAUUCAUACUCGUGUAUUUGUGUGAUUUUGUCUUUAAGGAAUCAUUGCAUUUUUAUUUUCUUCUUAGUUACUAGCUUUUUUCAUGAUUUUGAUUACUAUCAUUGUAAUGUUAUUGCUUGUGUAAGUUUGUAUGGUACUAAAUAUAUAAAAUGUCUGCAAAGAUUAAAAUUUGUGUUUCUCAAUGUUAGUUCUUAAAGGAAGAUUGCUAUGAACAUAAAGCAUUGCAUUGAGAAUGAAGUAACAGCUAUUUGAGUGUGCACUGCAGUUACAUGAGUAAAUGACAUUUUACUUUUGAUUAGUAGGUUAUAUUUACUUUGUGUUCAUUUUCUUGUGUACUGUGUAAAGAUUUUUUACACACAUUGUACUUAUAUAUACUACUGCUGGUGCUUUUCUUUGUACUAUUUGCUGAUAAUUGAAGCAACAAAUUAUUUCUAAUUCUUUUAAUAUUAUGUGCUCAUUCCAUUGCUUUUAUGUCUUAUUUGUGUUUGUUACUUAAAACAAAAUGUAAAAAUUGUGACUUAUGUUGUAUGUUGUAAACAUAGACUGAACAUAAUUGCAUUUUAUAAUCAAUUGAGAAAUUAAGGGUCCAUGUGAAUGAAUAAAUAACUAGUCGUUUGUUUAAGUGUUAUAGGCUAAAUUUUUCAAAAUCUCGAUACCUGGAAAAAUUGUGUUCAAACAUGAAUGCUUGCCUAGUGCAUCUUGAGUAUAUAAUUCUCAUGUUUAGGAACUGAAUUGUGAAACAAUUUGGAAAUGGUUGGGAAUGGUAGUUGGUAUGGAAUAUGCCUUUAUGUUCAUUCUUAAAUAGGUAUGCGACUGUAAAAUGUGUGGCAUGGGAUACAGGUUUUAUAAUUGCAUAAAUGAGACACUGGCAUGUACUUUCAAAAUGCAUUAUUGAUGGUGUAUUUGUUACUCAGUAUUCAUGAAGUGUAUUUGAUAUAUGAGUUAAUGUCAGAUGAAUGCAAAGUUGUGUAUUUAAUUCAUUUAAGUUUUCUGUAAACACUUACCCAUUAUUUUGUUUCGUUAAUAUAUCCUAAGAACAAUUCUAAAUCAUAUUUAAUGAUGUAAAAAAUAUACUACUAUAUCUUAGCACAAAAUUGUCUCUUGAGUGUGGUUACUUUUUUUUUUUUUUUUUUUACUUAUAUUUUCCAUUUGAAAUAAUGAGCUAAUACAUUAAUACUUAAUUGGUGCUAUGUUAAUGAUUCUGAAAAUCUUGUAAUCUUUAACAAACAUUGUAAUUCUUUAUGAUGUAUCGUGAACAAAACACUGUAAUUAAAUAAUAUGUUGUUAAUUUUACUUUACUUCUUUCUGGUGGAACGGAUGAAGAUUUUUAACUACAAAAAACACUAAAACAAUGAUCAGCAUUACAUUUAGUAUCAAAUACCAACAUAUCAUGUUGCAACAUUGUAUUCUGCAACAUUCUUGUGUUGACUAUUAAAUGUUUCUGAACUAUUUUCAGUGAUAUUUCAGUGUCUUGCUCUGCAUCAAUCAAUUUUUUUUCUUUUUACUGGAAGCAAUAUAUCUUAUGGUAAAGUGAAUUUCUUAAAGUAUUGUAUGUGCAAGUUGUAAUUUUGAAAAUAUCUGUGGGUUUAGUUUUAGUCAUGGUUGCUACUUUUAUUCAACACUAAACAUGUGAGCAGUGGUACUGAUUGGCCAAAAAUCAACGAUGGAUCC